Corylus avellana is the source of this 779-nucleotide messenger RNA. Its product is annotated as transcription factor bHLH61. The record is from RefSeq and is a predicted model, not a curated record. Gene Ontology annotation, molecular function: sequence-specific DNA binding; DNA-binding transcription factor activity; protein dimerization activity. Gene Ontology annotation, cellular component: nucleus. Gene Ontology annotation, biological process: regulation of DNA-templated transcription. NCBI's taxonomy places the organism in Eukaryota, Viridiplantae, Streptophyta, Magnoliopsida, Fagales, Betulaceae.
AGCCCCAAAACCCACGGCAAAUAAAAUAUGCUAAGAGAAAAUUAAUUAGAAAGAGAGAAAAAUAAGAGGCUGCAGAUCAGAAGCAUGGCUUCGAAGGAGCAUAAAAGAGCAGCGCUGAAUGAGAAGUUGCAGCAGCUUCGUGCUGCCACCAACUCUAGUGCUAUGAACAAAGCCUCAAUUAUAGUAGAUGCUUCCAAAUAUAUAAAGGAGUUGAAGAAAAAAGUGGAAAGACUGAAUAAAGAUAUUGGAACUUCCACUGCCCAAAAUUCAUUGCCUGCGCAGGUUACCGUGGAAACCCUAGAAAGGGGUUUCCUUGUAAAUGUUUUCUCAGGAAAAAACUGCCCCGGUUUGCUCGUCUCAAUCCUAGAAGCCUUCGAGUUGCUGGGUCUGGAUGUGCUCGAUGCUAGGGUUUCUUGUUCAGACGUUUUCCAAUUAGAAGCCGUUGGAGGAGAAAAUACACAACACAUUGAAAGCUUAGAUGCUCGAGUGGUGAAGCAAGCAGUGGUGGAAGCAAUCAAGAACUGGAGUGGAAGUAGUGAGAAGUAAUCCACCAUCAUCCCCAUUGCUUACUCAUCUUUUUCCCUUUCCGUGUGGUACUGGAAACAAUUAUCCACCGUUGAUCAUGAUCAAGUCACAACUAGUGUCAAAACACACUAGCAAAUUCCAAAGCCAGAGAGUUUGUAUUUUCAUCCAAAAACGCAUAUCGGGCAUUGCUGGUGAAGAAACCUAGUAUGCCUUUUUUUCUUCUAAAUAAAAUAAAGUUAGUUGAUUUCCCUUCA